UAUUGUUAUUCGGAUUGUUAUAGCAAUUUAUCAGUGACUGAAAGACUGAAUCUUCUUCAUGAGUUAAGCAAUGUCAGUUUUUUCUUCCAUUUUAAAUAUUUUGUUCAAAUAAGUUUUUUUAAAGAAUGAACCAUACCAAGUUUGUAUAAGUGAUGAUGUGAGUUGAGCGAACUGAAAAGAAAUUGUUCGAUGGCUUUUUUUCAUUAAAAAAAAAUUCCAUAUAAAAAGACCUUGUUCUAUUUAAAUUGUAGAAAAGAAUAACAUUUUUCAGCAGGCUGAUAAGAAUCCGGAACAUUAUUUUUACUCUUUCUCGCAAUCGAUUUCUCUGUUCUUUUUUUUAAUCUUCUAUCUAUGGGAAAGCGUAACACAUAAUUUGUGUUUGAUUAAGAUUAUACAAAGUAAAUGAUCAACUGAACGUGAACAAGUUAGAAGGCGUAUCGAAGUAAGCUGCAAUGAUGUCACAAAUAUCUCCACAAACAUUUCAAUGGAAAAACAUUGAAAAUCAAUUAUUUGGCACUUUUGCAGCAAACUUAAUCAUGCUUAGUCAAGGAUGCAUUUUCGGUUGGGCUAGCCCUGCUCUUUCGAAAUUAACAUCAGGUUCGACACAUUUACAAUCUGGUGCAUUAACAAGAGAACAGAGCGCAGAAGAUGCCAUUAAAUAUUAUAAAGGCUACCGAGGUUUGAGUGACGAAGAGCAUUAUGCUUUGUAUAAAGAGUGCGAACGCUUCAAAUCAAUUGCAUAUGAACACAAAGCAGGCGAAAAAUGUCAAAUAUCGGAUUUUUUUACCAACAGUGCGAUUAAAGGACUUAGUAUUGGUGUAGCCUUGCAUAUAUUUGCACAAUUUUCAGCAAAUAGUACAAUUACUACUUAUGCGGUGAUUAUUUUUCAAAAUGCUGGAACCGCUGUGGAUCCAUUCGUCUCAUCAAUUAUUCUGGCAAUUGCACUCUUUUUCGGUUCCCUAUCUACAACUUAUUUAGCCGAUCGCCUGGGUCGUAAAGUCUUAAAUAUUAUCUCGUUAACGGGUUCGGCGAUUGGUUUACUUGGAACAGCACAAUAUCAUUAUCUCUAUUUACAUGACUAUGACCUACAAGCAUAUCAAUGGAUGCCAGUGGCUAGUUUAUCUUUUGUUGUUUUUAUUAGCUCUGCCGGAACUAUGCCAUUAGCUAUAGUAUGCAGCGUCGAGAAUCUUCCGUUAAAAAUUCGAACAGUUGGUAUGUCGAUAAUCGCUUUCUCAUCUAGUAUUGCUGCGUUUAUAUCUGUGAAAUUCUUUCCGAUUCUUUUGGAUAUGCUGAGCUUAUAUGGAUGCUUGAUAAUUUAUGGAAUUGGUAGCAUUGUGGGGGCGUUUUUUGUUCAUUUUUUUCUGGAAGACACCAAUGGAAAAUCACUUGAUUGCGUUUGUAUAAAAGAAAGCCAUGCGAGAAAUAAUUACAAUACAUUCAAUACACAUUCUAGUAGAAUACCUUUAGUAUUGAACCGAAAAUAAAAUUGAUUCAACAAGGCAA
Contarinia nasturtii (swede midge) is the source of this 1503-nucleotide messenger RNA. RefSeq names its product facilitated trehalose transporter Tret1-like. Bases 453 to 1484 code for a protein of 343 amino acids. Gene Ontology annotation, cellular component: membrane. NCBI's taxonomy places the organism in Eukaryota, Metazoa, Arthropoda, Insecta, Diptera, Cecidomyiidae. The transcript is spliced from 6 exons. Gene Ontology annotation, molecular function: transmembrane transporter activity. The record is from RefSeq and is a predicted model, not a curated record. Gene Ontology annotation, biological process: transmembrane transport.